UGUUAAUCAGUGUUUUGACUGCCAAAGUUAGCGGGCUAAAAGCACCGAAGCAGUCCACUGUGCUGUGACCUAAAUUUGUCUAAACCGUCAGAAAAGCGAGGAAGGCGUCUGUGUAGAAAUGACUAUGGUCUGUUUGAAUGAUUUUGAGGAAUAUGCCAGGCAGCACCUCUCAAAGGCUACGUGGGACUAUUAUGAGGCCGGAGCUGAUGACUGUUGCACCAGAGAUGACAACUUGCAGGCCUAUAAACGGAUCCGCAUGAGGCCGCGGAUCUUACGUGAUGUGUCGAUCAAUGACACUCGGACCUCUGUGCUGGGAAUGGAGAUAAGCUUCCCUGUGGGAAUUGCUCCCACGGCUUUCCACUGCCUUGCAUGGCAUGAGGGAGAACUGGCCACUGCUAGAGCCACUGAGACAGUGAACACCUGUUACAUAGCCAGCACAUACUCCACAUGUUCAGUGGAGGAGAUUGCCGCAGCAGCACCCAACGGGUACCGUUGGUUCCAGCUGUACUUGUACCGGGACCGUAAGCUCUCGGAGCAGAUUGUACGCAGGGUGGAGGCACUUGGCUACAAAGCUCUGGUGCUUACAGUGGAUGUACCCUACACUGGCAAACGGCGCAAUGAUAUACGCAACCAGUUUAAGCUUCCACCUCACCUGAUGGUCAAGAACUUUGAGAGAAUGUUCCAGGAGCAGGCAGGCUCUCAGGAGGAAUAUGGGAUCCCAGCUAAUACACUGGACCCAUCAAUCAGCUGGAAGGAUGUGUGCUGGCUCCAGUCUCUAUCACGGCUGCCUAUAAUCAUCAAGGGCAUCCUUACAAAAGAGGAUGCAGAGCUGGCCGUAGAGCAUGGCGUCCAGGGGAUUAUUGUGUCUAAUCAUGGGGGCCGGCAACUGGAUGGAGUACCCGCAACGAUAGAUUGUCUGCCUGAGAUAAUGGAUGCAGUGCAGGGCCGGGUCGAGGUCUACAUGGAUGGAGGGAUCCGCACAGGCAAUGAUGUGCUGAAGGCCAUAGCCUUGGGAGCCAAAUGUGUGUUUAUUGGCAGACCAGCAAUCUGGGGCCUCGCUUACAAGGGGGAGGAAGGAGUGAGAGAGAUCUUACAGAUUCUACAUGACGAGUUUCGUUUAUCCAUGGCGCUGUCAGGUUGCCGAAACGUUGCUGAGAUCAACAGGAACCUCAUUCAGUUCUCCAGACUUUGAACAGCAAAGAGGACUUUAGUCAUUUCUACUUUACCACUUACAGCAGAGCACCGCAAAGAUCCACUUUAUCCACUAUUAAUACUAAAUCUAUUCAAGAAACUACUGUUUUUUAAGUCACAUUUAGCAAGAAUUACAUAUUUAAAAAUGUUCACAGUGUAUGGAUGGUUUUAAUACAGUAUUUGUAUUUCAGUACUCAUUAUUUACAGCACUGCAUAAAUUCCACACUGUUUUGACUGAGAGUGAAGUAUUUUAGAACCUGAUGAAUCUCCACUCAGUAAUUAUCAAAUUUAUUUAUAUAGCACUUUUUAAAAUACAAAUUUUAAGUAAGUCAGUAAUGCGCGAAGACAACAAGGAAUUUCAUUCAGGACAGUGGUUUUGAAGGUGUCUUAUGUAGCUGGCAACAAACUAAUGUGCAAUAAGAAAAGUUUCAGAUUUUGGAGCAAAGUGAGGUCAGUAUGGAACAAAUAUUGAACAUUAAAAUAUCCAGUGUGGCAAAACUAAACAAUACGAGAUUCUCAGAAGUAAUAAAUGAUGGUGUGUGUUAAAUCAGUAUUUAUCUGACAAUUAAUUGCUACACUUUUUCUGUUGACGUCCUACUUUUUGUACGAAGUUAACUCGAUUUUUCACUCUAAAAAUAAACACAUGGUACAAAUGUAUGCAUUUAUCUCAUAUUUAAAUGCAUAUUGAUUCUUUCACUCUGCCCUUUACAUAAAGAUUGUUUGUUUUACAGUAAAUAAUCAGUACUGCUAGUGCAGCACAUAAAAAAUAAAAAUCUGCUAUUAGGCUUCCUCUUUUAACACCGGCUAUGGGUUCACCUCAUGAGUAUCAAACACAACAUCAGAGUGCAAAUGCAGCUGAGGGAAAAGCAAAGGCUUGAACUGAAGCCUAUUAUAAGUAACAUGUCAAAAGGAGGAAGAUAGAACGUUUUGAAACAACAUGUAAGGGUGUGUGUGUGCGAGAGAAAGAGAGCGAGAAGUGACACAGGAAGUCAAUGAGGUUGUGGUAAACAGACUCUACAUACCCAUUUGUGUCGACUGAGUGUGAUCACAGUGUGAUGCUUUGUGCUAAAAUAAGAAGACACUUCUGAAACCCCCAGAGAAAGCACCACGUCUCGAAAUCCUGUAAAGAGCAAAUUUGCAAAGAAGCAGACACAAAAGGCAUGGG
Molecule: messenger RNA, 2356 nt
Organism: Sinocyclocheilus grahami
Lineage: Eukaryota; Metazoa; Chordata; Actinopteri; Cypriniformes; Cyprinidae
Product: hydroxyacid oxidase 2-like
Exons: 9
Coding region: 119-1192 (357 amino acids)
Biological process (GO): fatty acid alpha-oxidation
Cellular component (GO): peroxisomal matrix
Molecular function (GO): FMN binding; (S)-2-hydroxy-acid oxidase activity
Source: RefSeq, a predicted model, not a curated record